CGCGCCUCACAGUUAGUGUGUCACUGGAGCCCGCGCGAGAGGUGGCCUGCAAGGACUGAGCAGCGCCGCCAACCUUUUUUUCUGUGCGUGUGCGAUGUUUUCACUUUCGUCAUUUUGACCGCGCCAGUUUAUUUUGACGUCGCUCGCGCACGGACGUGCCUAGGAUCGGACGUUGUGUUAUCCUGUGAUCGCUGGUGCUGCGGAUUGUUUGUUUUCUAAUUUUUAUGUGAGAAAGAUGGCUGUGAUAUAGUGCUAAUAUGUUCGAUAGUAACCUUUUUUUGAAUUUCUACAAUGAGCUUGCGAGUAGAAGUGCACUACAGUUGGCAAGUGCUGGAAUGAUGGGCGAGGGCUUGCUGACUCUGACGUACGGCAAGCAUCACGCCUGCAUCCUGAAUGAGGUGGGCGCGGCGUGGCGUGGCGCCCGUUACUCCGACCUCGUCCUGGUUUGCGACGACGCCGUGCCCCUUGCUGCCCACAGGAUCGUCAUGGCUGCCGCUAGCCCCCUCAUAAGGAAAAUACUCGAUGACACUCCAUCAGUCGAAAGUCCAGUCACAAUCCACAUGUCCGGAAUCAACAGCACCCUCAUGAGGCAUCUUCUCGUCUUCUUAUACAGCGGACAGGCGUACAUUGAGUCAGGAGAAAUUGAUGACAUGCAAGAACUAUUCGAAUUACUAGAAAUCAAAUCAGACGUUUGGAAAUCAACGAAAGAAAGACAGCAAGCAGAAGAAAGGAACAGAUCGUGUGAACGUCUAAAAGCCAAGAAUUUAAAAACAGACAUUAACAGCAACGAAAGCAGUAAACACGAUGCACCGUCAGGAUCCUCACAUUCAGAAAGCGACAGAGUUUCUCCCACUGCAGGCUACAGUAAAGACAAGGAAAGAGGAGACGAGUCGAUGAGUAUAAAGAAAGAAAGUAUGUCGACUAGCAGUAAUGAUGAACGGGAAGAUGAUGAACAGGAAGGAGACAAAGAAUGCGGAAGGCUGACUAGUCGGCGGAGGAGUUCUUCGAACCCUGUUAACUUGUCAAUGGCACGGAACUCGGAGAACUCUGGCGGAGAACACGAAGACUCUCAAGACGUAGACGUAGAAACAGUUGCGGCAAAGAACAUCAACAGAAAGCGAUCGACAUCAUCAAGUCAAGAAGAACAGCCACAAGAACAAGUGUACAGAAGACAGUUGCUAAGCGAUCGACUAGGACGAGGCAUCGAACGAGCUAAACGGAAAUCACACUACCUAGAGCCCCCCGAAAUGGAUUUACGAACAGUGAAAUUAGAAGAUUACGCGCAUCUCAAACCACCUGACAACGAUCUAAUGUCCCUUGUACAGACUUCCCCCGAAAACUACGUCGUAACGCCUCAUAGAAAAAGAAGACCCGGUUUUCACAAUUCGCCUUCACAAAAUCCUCCAUUUGUAUCUUUCCCCCCAAGUUAUUUGGAAGAUCUCCAUCUUCGAUACGCGCAAGGUCCAGGCGGUGUGGCGGGUGUAGCAGCGAGUCGACUCGGGGCCUUACAUCCACUCAGCGCGUCGGCGCCGCCUUACUUACCAGAGAGAAGUGUAACCCCUCCAGCAGCGGCGCACGAGGAUGCGCUUAAGUACCGACCUCCAAGCGCGGGCUCCUGGGGUACCUGGCUAUGUCAACCACAAAUAGGUGGCGACGACGCACCUUCAACAGAACAUGAACAAGGUUCAAGUAAACAGGCGCCCGUCCGUGAGUACCGAUGCGAAUACUGUGGCAAACAAUUCGGUAUGUCGUGGAAUCUCAAGACACAUCUUCGAGUGCAUACUGGCGAGAAACCGUUCGCAUGUCGAUUGUGUGUUGCUAUGUUCAAGCAAAAAGCACAUUUACUGAAACAUUUAUGCUCAGUGCAUCGUAAUGUGAUAUCGUCGAGCGAGAAUGAUGGAAGAACUAACACGCCCGGACGAUUUAACUGCUGCUUCUGUCAGCUGACGUUCGAAGCGCUGCCAGAGCUCAUCAGACAUCUGUCCGGACCACACAACAGCCUCUUACUCAGCAAGAACCUGCACGAAUGACGCCCGCCCUCUUGACGCGGGCCCGCGUAACUUUGGACUUUGAAAUUUCUUCUCUCGGUCCGAGAGCCCAAUUGUGAUAUGUGUUUAAGAAGGAUAUAUAUGUUAAGUGCUUAGUUGUUAGGGCAUGUGAUAUCGCAGAGCGAUACUCAUAGUUAGGCAUUCGCAGGUUUAAUGCGGGUGUAUUGCUGUCGACUAAUUUAAAAAUCACAUGUUUGCCGAAUGGGUCCAAAUUGUUAUAAUUUGUUUAAAAAUUAUAAUCCGGGACCAAUACCUUCCGAGAUAGUAUUUAUUUGAAAGAUGUAUUUCCUUAGGAUAAAUGUUAUAUAAAAGCCACCGACACAUUAAUUCCUUAAGCAUAGAAAAUAGACAUUUUGUCAACGAAAAGUUGCGAAGUUGGUACAGACCUGAAGCAAGAACGUCACUAGAACUACCUCCUAAUUUAAACCAGUAUCUUGAAACUCGUGGUGACGUCGCAAUGGGUUUUGGCAUUGACUUUAAGCUUACUCAAUAGUGUUCGGUCAAUGGUUCUAGUCAGAUUUGGAACAUAGCAUUAGGUGAAUCGUAAUCGUAACCAGAACGCUGUGCAAUCAAUUUGUUUUAUUAGAUAUUUGUAGCUGGAUUGUUGAGUUUCAUUCUUUACAUCAAGAAUCAUUAUAUUAUCCACAUUCAAACUUAAUCUUAGUAAUUACUUGGUUCCAAUACAUGCGUCUGACUUGGCAUUUCGCAGCUUUUCAAUGACAUUUACAAUCUCAAUAUUAGGUUUUAUCACUUUAUGUAACUUCUGAAGUAAAGAAACAAUGUGUUCGUAAUUAUUAUAUUUGUAAUUUUAUGCCUUCUUCCAUUAGUUCGUGCCGAUUGCAAUGUGGAUGAACACCAAAGAUUUGUGAAGCAUUAAAUAUGUUUGGUGUAAAAUUAAGAGAAAUUAAAGGGACCUGAAUUGAUUUUGAAUUGUUAAACUUAACGUAUGUAGGUACCAAUUUAAUAAUCUCAUCAUUCUAGUUACUAACUUCCAAUUUUCCAUUAACAAUUUCCGUAAUUCCACUACGAACUACUUUACGAAACUUGAAUAUCUUUAUUUUUGGAUUAAUUUUACUAUUUUAGUAUUAAUGCAAGGCUUAUCAGGCAUUAUUGUCGAAAUAUUUUUAUCAACUUAACGUUUUAGCUUGUUAAAAUCUUCGAAACGUAUUUUCGAAACUGCUUUUUUAUCGAACACAUUAUUGUGGCCAGUUUUUUUUACUAUUAUUAUAGUGAAUGCUGAAUGUUGGAUAUCUACUUUCUAAGGCUUAUGGUCAUUUUCUGAAAUGACUCACAGUUUUAUGCCAAAAUUUGUCACCAUUGGAAUGUACCGAUAUAUUAUUAGCAACUUGCAACUUCAAAAGUUUCUCUGUAAUACUCAUUUUGUACAAUACAAUUAUACAAUAAAUCUAUGUACCUCCGUGUACUUAUUUUUUACUAGCCAGCGUAAUGGAUCAGCUGGUACUUUUCCAUUAUAUUUGGCCUUACCAAUGCAAUUCUCACUUAAAAGUACUUCGAUACAACUAAAGUUACCAACAAGUUGUUCAAAACAUAGAUUAAAUGUUAAAAUUAAAAAAAUUGCUUUAAUGAUUCUUUCGAACGUUACCUAUCGUUAUACCUGAUUUUGUUUUGUGUUUCUUUUUUAAUCGUCGGAUUUUGACGUAAUUUUUAUAAUUGGGGAACAAUUUAUUAUUUAAGGAUUGUGAUUUCGUGGUAUCGUUAGAUUAUUCUAUGUGAUAAAUGUCUCUAACUCUAAGUAGGGCGAGAACGCUGUCUUCCAUUGCGUUUUCCAUGUUUCAACUUUACAUGUUAAAUAUUGGGAGGAAGCUUUAGCUUUUUCGACCGUAUAUUCAGUAGUAUUAUUAUAUAGAUUACAAUUAACGCCUACAGAUAGUACAAAAUUGUAUUAUUUAGAGAAACAAUUCCAAAUAUAAUCAAAUAUAACUUAUUUUCAGGCCCUCUUCCCAAUGUUUGACAGUUAUUUGUGUAAAUAUAUUAGAGAUAAGUCUACAAUGCAUGACAAAUCGUCCAUUGCGAACUCUGAAUACGUAAAAAGUAAAGAAAAUCGAACAAAAUGUUAUAUUUCUGUGAGAAGAUUGUUGUGAUAUGCCUAAAAAUGCAUGCCUUGGUUACAAUGCAAGAUUAUCUAUCUCAAGUGGACUUUGAAUUUUUCACGACAUCCUUUGAUAUAUGUAAUAAAGAAAAAGAAAAAAAUGUUAAAUGCCCCCGAAAUUGUUGGAAUUAAAAGACAGUAAAUAAACACAGUUAAAGAAACUUGAAAAUUUUAUUUAUUUCAAUAUUUUUAAGUCAUGAAAAAUUCAAAUUCCACAAAACUUGACACACUGAUUCGAAAUAUCGUAAAAAAACAUGACGUUAAGAAAAUUAAUGUAAAUAAUAAAGUAGGAUGUAAGUUAUAAUAAAGAUAAACAGCUUAACUUAAUCUUGUUGAACUUGAAUAUUGAUUUUUCUCUGUUAAUUGUAAAUUAAAAAGUAUUUGUAAGUUUUCACAUAGUGUACAAUUUUUUGUAGAUAUUGUUUAGAACAUUAACAUUCUGUAAAAAUGUGUUCUUACCGUAGUAAAUUAAAUAACGAGAAUAUUUUAGUUACACACACCAACA
This is a messenger RNA of Pectinophora gossypiella (pink bollworm), 4663 nucleotides long. RefSeq names its product transcription factor Ken (gene ken). The record is from RefSeq and is a predicted model, not a curated record. The transcript is spliced from 5 exons. Gene Ontology annotation, biological process: regulation of transcription by RNA polymerase II. Bases 258 to 2030 code for a protein of 590 amino acids. Gene Ontology annotation, cellular component: nucleus. Gene Ontology annotation, molecular function: DNA-binding transcription factor activity; RNA polymerase II cis-regulatory region sequence-specific DNA binding; protein binding. Lineage: Eukaryota; Metazoa; Arthropoda; Insecta; Lepidoptera; Gelechiidae.